UCCUUCAAAUAAAAUAUCAGAUCCAAAGAAGAGGAGGUUGGAAGAUUCUUUCUUUCUUUCUCUUUCAAAUAAAAUAUCUCUACGUAACCACAGAAAAAAAAAAAACCUACUGUGACUGUCUUGUUGGUUUCUAGCUCCUCAAAUGGAAAGAGGAGGAGAAGAAGAAGAAGGAUCCCAUCAGCAGCAACAUGGCAUCUGCGACUACUGCGAGUCAUCGGUGGCUCUCGUCUACUGCAAAGCUGACUCUGCGAAGCUCUGUCUCGCCUGCGACAAUAAAGUCCACGUCACCAACCAGCUAUUCUCGAAACACUUCAGGUCCCUUCUCUGCGACUCCUGCCACGACUCUCCCUCUUCUGUAUUCUGCGACACAGAAAGCUCAGUGCUCUGCCAGAACUGCGACUGGCAACACCACACCUCCUCCUCCUCACUUCACAGCCGCAGACCCUUGGAAGGAUUUUCCGGCUGUCCUUCCGUGACCGAGCUUCUAGCGCUCGUGGGCCUCGAUGACCUCACUGACAAAGCUCUGUUCCUUCCCCAUCCCGGUGGAUCAUCGGAUCAGACCCCUCCGCAGAUCGUUAGCCUUAACGACCUGGUUGCUUCGGACGGGUCAAGUCACAAUUACCGGGCCAUGGAUGUUCCUCCUCUUCCUAAGAAUCGCCAUGCCACCUGCGGGAGACACAAAGAUGAGAUGAUCAGACAACUCCGUGAACUAUCAAGAUCCGAGCCUAGUUGUAUGAAAUACGAGACCCUAGAUGCUGAACUCGACACCUCCGGAUUCCUAUUUCUAGAACCGGGAAACGAUUUGUUUUCUUCUACAUUUGAAUCUCAGGUGAGUGGACUGAAAUGGUUAGAGGAUCAACAAGCAGACUAUUAUCUGUAUUCAGAUGAUAAUAAUGUGAACCGGGGAGGCUGCACUCAACAACAAGAAGAACAAGAGUCAUCGCCGGUGAUGGUUCCGGUUUCCACUAGUACUACAACAAGGUCGACACAUGAGAUCAAUAGUCUUGACAGAAACUCUGCUCUCUCUCGCUACAAAGCCAAGAAGAAAUCUCGAAGGUACGAGAAGCACAUCAGAUAUGAAUCGCGGAAAGUUCGUGCAGAAAGCAGGACAAGGAUCAGAGGACGUUUCGCUAAGUCAGAUCCAUAAUAUAGAUAGUUGAGUAUGAUAGCGAGUUUGUGGGAGUGGGUUUGCUUAGUUUCGUAUCAGGUAUUUGAUUGUAAAUGUCUCAUACAGAAACCAAUCAUGUUCUUGUAUAAAUCGAAGCAUUAUAAUGAAUAUAUAUGUCUACUAUGAUUAAUAA
Messenger RNA from Raphanus sativus (radish), 1301 nucleotides. RefSeq names its product zinc finger protein CONSTANS-LIKE 13. The transcript is spliced from 4 exons. Gene Ontology annotation, molecular function: protein binding; zinc ion binding. Bases 143 to 1147 code for a protein of 334 amino acids. Lineage: Eukaryota; Viridiplantae; Streptophyta; Magnoliopsida; Brassicales; Brassicaceae. The record is from RefSeq and is a predicted model, not a curated record.